Durio zibethinus is the source of this 1652-nucleotide messenger RNA. RefSeq names its product PHD finger family protein. The record is from RefSeq and is a predicted model, not a curated record. Lineage: Eukaryota; Viridiplantae; Streptophyta; Magnoliopsida; Malvales; Malvaceae.
UUUGCAAUGUUAUCAUCCCCUAAAUUUUGGUGAAGACCAGGAAAUGGAAGAAAAUGAAUACGUUUUACUGGUACUAGUUCUAGCAGUAGUCGUAGUAUUAUAAUUGCCGUAACUUACAGGAUUUAUAUUUAUUAUGAGUAGUAGUGGAUAAAGUAAUAUUAAAGACACUCAUCUACAAAUUUAUUAGGAAAACCAACCCACCCAAAACUCAAACAACGCAGCAGCAGCAAACCCACCCAAAACUCUUGGGCCUCUCCCAAAACGCAGUGAAUUCUUUUCUUUUCCUUCAUACCCAUUCGGUCUUGGCCCUUUCUUUCCAUGCCAAGUAAUUCUAAAAAUUUGUACACCACUAUUAUUAAAAGACUACCCACCCAGCCCCCGCUCAGUGUAGAAAUAGAAUACUGGUAAAUAAAAUAGUGUAAUUAAAAACAUUCACGCAGUUUCGGUAAAGGUGUACGCCACCGAAACCAAAACCAAAACCAAAGAAGUUCACUACUUCACUGCAGAAAUAAACUAAUCAAACUUUGAGCCCACGCUCUAAAAUCCUUACACUCUCUUUUCACAUCAGUUUCCCCUGGGAACAAGGAAGGCCGGAGCCGCACGCUCUCUUCUAUCUGCACUUUUCACUUUUGCAAUUCUAUUUUAUUGUUCGCCCUAAAACCUAAAAUUCACCGUUAAGCUGCAAAGCAAACAUGAAGCGGGAUCAGCAGUCAGAAUGCGGGGCCUGCGGUGCUCCAGAGCGGUUGCUCCUCCACAACCUCCGUCACAGAGCCAGUUACCGACGUCUCUGCACGAACUGUGUCCUGAAGAACCACCAGGGCUUAUUCUGUCCCAUCUGCCUUGAAGUUUUCAACGAGUCCCCUCCUUCUCACCAGCGCCUCAUCUGCCUCAAAUGCCCCUCCAUUUCUCACCUCUCCUGCUCCUCCUCUUCCUCCCAAGCCUCCUUCACCUGCCCCCCUUGCUCCAACCCUAAUUUCUCCUUCUUCAAUGUCACCCCUAACACCUCCAAUAAGAAACCUAAGUCAACGCCUGAUCAUCAGGGAGGAUCUAACGACCAUGACCCCAACCUGAUGAAGAGGGUUAUUGACAAGGAGGCUGCUAAGGCUCUUCUUGCUGCUGCUAAGAUUGCGGCUGCCUCCAUGACCAAAGCAGCGGCCGUUGCUAGAGUGGAGGCUGAGCGGAGGGUCAAGGAGGCUACUUUGACAAAGAAAAGGGCCAAAGAGGCUCUCGAGAGACUCGCCUUCUUGGCCCGUAAGGACAAAGACUUGAAAUCGUCCCAUACCCAAAUCCAAAGUUGAUGCUGCUGCUUCUGCUGCUAUUGCUGACCCCAAAACCAACGCCUUGUCUCUUCCAUCUCCUCUUCCUGAAAAUGGAAAUAAUGGUUUGUAUUCUGUUUCUCCUGCCAAUGCUCGCAUUCCAAUUCCCAAGUUGCGGCGACAACACAGCGCUCAUGCCGUAGCGAGAUGCAGUAACUGUUCAGAGUAUGAUGAACUUCCCAGUUGUUUUGGCAAAUGCCUCGGAUCUUUGAUGGCUAGAUUUUAUCUCUUUAUUUUUAUUUUUUGAAUGAAUUUCUGCUUGAAAAGUGAACAUUUGCUUUGUAUGGUAAGCCGUGACUAGAACAUAUAACAUAAAUAUACAAAAAAAAACGGCAU